GGUGUCCAGGGCAUUCCAUGAAAUAUCUCACCUUCGGCCAAUUAGAAACGGGAGGCGUUUUGUUGAGCCGCGUAUGAGCCAAUGACGGCGCAGUGCCGGGAAAUACAGCAGUAAAACGGUGCUGAGCAACGAUUGCAGGGUGUGAAGCUGGCAAAUGUGUGCGCGCGCAUGAGAGCAUCACCGCAUCUGUCCCGAUCCGAGCUAUUGUGUGCGGGUGCGCGUGAGCGCGCAGAAGAAGACAGCUGUACGUCUGUCCAGACAUUACCAACAAAGCCAGAAGAGGAUAAGCCAAAGUCCUGAUUAUUGUCACUUUUAUUCCCCGAGUGCCCUGCGAAGUUUGGUUCAUCUGCACCCCUCCCCUCCCUUCUCCUCCCACCACCAGCAUUCUCCUCUUGGUGCAGUACAUCUCCGCGGAGGAUACGCACGGUACAAAGGGUUUGUGAGCUGCCAAGCGGGAGAACAUGAAGUGGAACCUCUUUAAAAAGAAACCAGAGGCCAUGGUGGGGCCGGAGCCCACGGGAUUGGGCGGCACCCACCCGUCACAUACCAUGACGCCCGCUCCAGUCGUCUCCACGCUGGCGGACAACUCGACCGAGUCUGAAGGACCCAGCAAACACGAUAUGUUUGAAGAAAUCAAAAGCAAGUUCCUCAAUGAGAUCGAUAAAAUCCCAUUGCCUCCUUGGGCGCUCAUCGCCAUCGCCGUGGUAGCCGCCCUCCUCAUCCUCACCUGCUGCUUCUGCAUCAUUAAGAAAUGUUGCUGUAAGAAGAAGAAGAACAAGAAGGGCAAAAAAGGCAAAGAUGGAUUCAACAUGAAGAACAUGCAGGGUGGAGAUAAACUACAGGACGAUGAUGAUGAGGAGGGUGAGAUGGGAUUGACGGAGGAGGAGAAGGAAGAAGAGGAGAAAGAACAGGAGAAACUGGGAAAACUCCAGUACUCUUUAGACUACGACUUCCAGGACAAUAAGCUGACAGUCGGAAUCUUGCAGUGUGCUGACCUGAUCUCCAUGGACUCUGGGGGAACGUCUGACCCAUAUGUUAAAGUCUUUAUUCUGCCAGAUAAGAAGAAGAAAUUUGACACCAAAGUGCACAAAAAGACCCUCAAUCCAGUGUUCAAUGAAAGCUUUGUCUUCAAGAUCCCAUACCAGGAGCUGGGUGGGAAGACUCUGGUCAUGUCUGUGUAUGACUACGACCGUUUCUCAAAGCAUGACAUCAUCGGUGAGAUCAAACUACCCAUGAACACAGUCGAUCUGGGUCAGCCGAUCGAAGAGUGGAGAGAUCUGGAUAGUGCUGAAAAAGAGGAGCCUGAGAAACUUGGCGACAUCUGCAUCUCUCUGCGUUAUGUUCCUACUGCUGGAAAACUCACCGUCUGCAUCCUGGAGGCGAAGAACCUGAAGAAGAUGGAUGUGGGUGGUUUGUCUGACCCAUAUGUGAAGAUCCAGCUAUUGCAAAACGGCAAGCGCCUGAAGAAGAAGAAGACCACGGUGAAGAAGAAUACUUUGAAUCCGUAUUACAAUGAGUCCUUCAGCUUUGAGAUCCCACUGGAGCAGAUGCAGAAAAUCAUCGUAGCGGUGACCGUCUUUGACUACGAUAAGAUCGGCAAGAAUGACGCCAUCGGAAAGAUCUUCAUCGGAAGUAAAGCCGCAGGCACAGCUCUGAAGCAUUGGUCCGAUAUGCUGGCGAACCCGCGCCGACCCAUUGCUCAGUGGCACCCGCUUCAACCCGAGGAAGAUAUCGAUGGUGCUCUCGCUGCUCUUUGGGCUAAGAAGUAACUUCUCACAUCUCGGCCCGACUAACCAACUAACUAACCAACCCUCCGCUGCAUGACACCCCACACCCAUCUGUACGCGCUCUUCCAGUUCAUUUCACGUAAUCGCCAACAGACACUUGAUGUUCUGAAGAAUAUACUUGAAAAAAUGAACAAUAUCACAUUUUUUGCCACUUAGCGUAAACCGAGGCGGGAAAAACUGGCAAAUAUGACACGCAAAACAUUGGUCUGGAGAAACAUUUUCAAAUGAUGUGCGGCUAAACAACAGAGGCAAUAGAUGUUACAAUCUGCAUUUUUUUUUUUUAUAUAUCACAUCAUUAAUUUUUCACAGUUUUGCCAAAUCAAUGAAGCAUUAAGAAUAGUCCAAAUAAAAAAUGAAAUAAAAAAGGUCGAAACUUUGGAUUUAGUAACGCACACUUAAAAUGCUGGGUCAAAAAGGGAAGAACCACCCAAAGUUCUGAGUUGGUUUAACCAAUUGUUGGGUAAAAAAUCUACAUUUUCUGGGUUACUUUAACUCAACAGUUUGGGUUUGUCCCUUUUAAACCCAACGCUGGGUUAAAAAUAACCAGGCAUAUUUUUUAGGGUGCACUAAAAUUUUGGUUAAAAAAUGUGUAGUUCAGCUCAUGAACAGGACAGCGAGUUGGUAUUUUGUGCCUAAAAAAGUACAAACAAUCCUGAGUUUGUUACAUAUAUAUCUAAGUGAUUUUCAGAUGCACAAUUAUUAAGGAUCACAGUUAAAAUUAAGUCACACUAAGUAGUGCAGGACAUUGUUUACAUUGUCAAAAAUAUUAGGCUGCUGCGUUUGUCUUAAAUAAAAAAGACUUUUAGUCUUGGUAAAACCUGACACUACAUUUACAUGGCCAAAAGAAACAAAAUUUAGAUCUAUGAUCUAUGAUUGUAAUAGAUUGUGGCAAUAUACAUUACAUGUUAAAUGAAUAAAGCAUGGUUUACACAUACUGUAGUCUGUGUAAAGACAUAUAGAUAUAAACACAUUUACUGUCAUUUUAAAGUUACAGCAUCAAAUCUUUUACUUUCAUAACCACGAGCCCAUUGGGCAAACGUUGAUCCACAUCCUGACUGAAGCUGGCUGUGAAUGUACAGUGAGAUCCUACCAAAUCUCAAACCUGUGUUUCCAUCAUCUCUGUGCACUUCACACACUUCGAGUUUCUGGUUUACAUCACUGCCUUGUUUGUUCGGAGCGAAACUUAACCGAGUUCAAGUCUCUGUGAUGCCAAAGUAUUAACUCCAGUGAGAUGGUAAGAGGCCGGGUUCACCUGCACUUCAUCGAGUUACACAUCUACAAAAAAGCAAUCGUCCGCGCAGUCAGCACAUACGACUACACCCCAAACUAUGCGUGUGUAUAUAUGCAUUGAUCAAAGUUGUUUCUACAGCAUGUGUCUAUAAAUCGAUGUACAUAGAAGCAUGUUUUAAAGAUAGAGCAUAAUUAUAUUGUGUGUGUGACAUUUGUCAUUUUGAUAAUAAAAUGUAGAAGAAAAAAUGCACUGAAUGCACAUUUUAUGAAAUUUCCCAGAAGGGGUAUAAGAUAUAAAGAAAUAUAUUCAUAGGGUUUUUCAGAAUACUUUUAAAUUUGCAACAGGGAGUUAUAGGAGCUGUGUGUUAGACUUACGCUCGUGGUGUCCUUUUGAAUUUUGAUUUUCUUUCUAGUGUCCUGUCAGCGUGUAUUUGUUAUGUGUUAUGGUUAUUUAAAAAUUCAGAGGAAAUAUCUGUUCAGGUUGUGCAUUGUCAAGAAUGUCUGAAAACAUUCAGAUCAAAAUCAAAAGAAAUAAAGAAAAUGAAGCCUAUUAUAAGAUUAAGAUGCUCAUUUUUUUCACCAUGUCAACUUGUUACCAUACCAUGGAUGUUUUACUUUAUUUUCAAAACUCACAGAUUGUCAUCUGAUCUUUUAUUGUAAUUGUAAAUGACUUUUAAUCAACAUAAAAACCAUGUAAAUAGAAUAUAAUAUAAAUACUUUACUAUUUAAAUAAAGUAUCGCUUUGGUUGUUGUUUGCAUAGCAAUAAUACGAUUUUUUAUUUAUUUUGGGGGUAUAUGUGCUUAAUUCUUAAAUCUUUGUGGUCCAAAACUGUGGUCUAGUUUCCAUCAAGCAUAUGUGAUCUCUUAUUUCUUUUGAUUUUGAGGUGAAAUAUAAACCUGAUGGGUUCUGUGAUGAAUGUACCGGGUGCAAAUCUCAUCCAAAAACAGAAGCCAUAUGUGUGACACAAAGAUUUCACUACAGCACCUCAACAGAAGUCAAUAAUAUUUUAUAUGCAUUUUAGCCAAAAGUGUUUGAGAGUAAAACCUACGCUCUUAAAAACAAAGGUGCUUCAAAGGUUCUUCACAGUGAUGUCAUAGAAGAACCAUUUUUACUUAAAGGGAUAGUUCACCCAAAAUGAAAAAUAUGUCAUCAUUUACUCAGCAUCAUGUUUUAAACCUUUGAGUUUUUUAUUUUAUUUUGAUGAACAUAAAAUAAGAUAUUUUGAUAAAUGAUGGUAAGCACACAGUUAAUGGUACCCAUUGAAUUUCAUUUGUUUUGUAAUGGUUACAAUCAGCUGUAGUACCGAGCACCUAAGGUGACAUUGGAGUAAAAAAAUCUAAAGUUUAGUUUCAUGUGCUCAUGCGAAACCUUCAUGUGCAGAAUUUUUUUUUAAAGUUUAGUUUCGCGUGCGCACGUGAAAGUAUCGCGUGCACACGUGAAACUUUCGUGUGCGUACAUGAAACUUUUGGUUUCACGCGUGCACGCGAUAGUUUCACGUGCGCGCGAUUGUUUAACGUGCGCUCGAAACUUUCACAUGCGGGUGCGAGUUUGCAAUGUGCAAUAGUUUCACGUGUGCACGCGAUAGUUUCACAUACUUUCAACUUUAUUUUAUUUUUUUUCCAUGUCCCCUUAGGGGCUCCGUAGCUGUGUGCUUAUCAUCAUUUAUCAAAAUAUCUUUUUUGUGUUCAUCAGAAAAAAAAAUUCAUACAGGUUUAUAACAACAUGAGGAGGAGAAAAUCAUGACAGAAUUUCAUUUUUUGGUGAACUAUCCCUUUAAUGUUCCUAUAAUAUAAAGAACUCUACAAAGAACCUUUUGUGAAACAGAAAGGUUCUUCAGAUGUUAAAGGUUCUUCAUAAAACUAUUCAGCCAAAAAUGUUUCUUCUGUGGCAUCAUAAAGCACCUUUUUUUAUGUUCAUAGACAGUAAAGAUGUUUUUGUUCAUAUAUAUCAGUGGUUCUCAAACUUUUUCAGCGUGCGGCCCCCCUUGUAUAUGGUGCAUUCCUUCGCAGCCCCCCCAAUUUUUUUUUAUAACAAAUUUGUUCUAAAACGUAACAUUUUAAUAAGACAAAAUAUAUUAAAGUAUACAAAGUAGUGCUGUUGGUUAGUAGUCUUAUUUUUUUUAGGUUUAAUUACACAGAAUUCAUGAUAAAUUAAUGUAUUUUAUGAAAUGUCAUAAAACUGGGGCCCCCCUGGCACCAUCUCGCGGCCCCCCUGGGGGCCCCGGCCCCCAGUUUGAGAACCACUGAUAUAUAUACUCUCUUAAAAAAAAAUUCUGGCUGUGUGGUUCCAUAAAGAAUCUUUAACAUUCACCAAAUCUUUCAGUUCGUUGCAGUGAAAAAGAUUUUACAGACUUUAAAAUGGAAAUGGUUCUUUGGGGAACCAAAAAUAAUUCUUAUAUGACAUCACUGCGAUCACCACCUUUAUUUUUAAGAGUGUAUAUAUAUAUUCACAGUAAUUGAAUUGAAUAAAGGUGAUGACCUUGUGUUUACAGUACAGUAUGACAAAAAUAAUUGACAGUAUAUUUUACAAUAAACAUGCAUUGAUUAUAUUCACAAUUGCUUGCAAUAAUAAAAGAAACAUGGUCAGAAUUGGAGAUCCUGUUGUACACUGGCAUGACUUUAUUAUGCAAUGUGUGUGUACUUGAUUGUUAUUUUGUAUUUGUUUGUGAUGAGAGAUUAUUUGCUGAACACUGUAACUGCACCGUAUGUUAAACAUCUAAUACACAAUUGACUGUUUAAUGAAUGUCUACGAGAGAAAAGCAAGAUAUGCAGAUGAAUCAGGAUUGUCUUUGUGGCCAUUCUAUGUUUGGAAUAAUUUUGCAUCCAAUUGUCUCGUUGUUGAAUGUAUGAGCUUUCCACCUUAAAUCCUUUGAGUUUUUUAUUGAAUGUCAGGUUUGUUGUAUUCGUGUGCUUAUUUCUGAUACGUUCAACAGCCUCGGACUGUGUGCUGCUGCCUAUAGGAAUAUUCGUCCGCUUCUAUGUGUUGUACUUUGUGAUAGGACCAAUGUAGAAUAACGUCUCAAUGUGUCUUCUGUGACCGUGAAUUAAAACUGCAGGGUUUUCUUCUCUGCAGAGCAAGCAACAAAAUCCCAGUCUUCCCUGGGACACUGUGGACGCCAGUGUGAUUUUUCCAUUUGUUGUAUUCUAAUAUUGGACCAUAUCAUCACCAAGACCUUUCCAAUGCAAUACUGCCAACAUCUCGGCUUACUAACAUACUCUAACCCCUCGAUUCAUUCGCCGUGUAAACCUUUCCAAAGAACCAACCCUUCUUGUUUCGUUUGUCCUGUGUGGAGAUUCCCAUGUUGUCAAAUCCUUUUGUGGAUGCUUUGGCAUGCUUUAAAUUCCCUGAACAAAUGAACACAUUGGCCAGCGAAGAAAAAAAAUGAAAGCCUUUCUUGUGGCAACUCUUGCAGCUUCUUGUCAUCCUGUACAUGUGAAACCUCAACGAAGCCAACCGGUAAAACAUCUACAUGCAGAUUUAACAAUGAGUUAUCAAUUAGUUAAUCAUAGGAAAUAAAGAUCUUUUAAAUAUA
Molecule: messenger RNA, 6550 nt
Organism: Misgurnus anguillicaudatus (oriental weatherfish)
Lineage: Eukaryota; Metazoa; Chordata; Actinopteri; Cypriniformes; Cobitidae
Gene: syt2b
Product: synaptotagmin IIb
Biological process (GO): calcium ion-regulated exocytosis of neurotransmitter; synaptic vesicle endocytosis
Cellular component (GO): synaptic vesicle membrane; dense core granule; plasma membrane
Molecular function (GO): clathrin binding; phosphatidylserine binding; SNARE binding
Source: RefSeq, a predicted model, not a curated record